Messenger RNA from Trichomonas vaginalis G3, 1713 nucleotides. RefSeq names its product ankyrin repeat and SOCS box-containing protein 4 family. Bases 1 to 1713 code for a protein of 570 amino acids. NCBI's taxonomy places the organism in Eukaryota, Parabasalia, Trichomonadida, Trichomonadidae. Gene Ontology annotation, molecular function: protein binding. The transcript has a single exon. The record is from RefSeq and is a predicted model, not a curated record.
AUGUCUGAUAAUGACAUUAAUCCAAAUGGAUACAGUGAAUUGAGAAAUACCUACAAAUACUGCAUAGAUUUGUCUAUUGCAUUGUAUCAGCUGAAAACGGAAAAUGAAGGAGAAUUAAACUUGAUUUACAAAAUGAUCAAAACAGAAUUGAUUGGUUUACAGAAAUAUUGCCCCAUGAAAAUCAUAAAAGAUAUUUUAAAUAUCAUUCCGUAUAAUAAUCGUUAUGCAAAGUCAUAUUUAGCUCUUGCCAAACUCAUAUCUGAUGACUAUCAUGUCAAAGAGGUUAAAAAUGUUGGAACCAUUUCAAAAAUCCUGUUUUAUAAAGAAUGUGUAAUUAAAUUAGAAAAACCUGAUGAUAUCCAAAAUAUUAAACCAAAAGAUCUCGAUAUUUUUACAGAAAAUACAAUAUACAGAGCAAUUAUGAAUAAUGACCUAGAGAUGUUCAUUACAUUCACGGAAAGAGAUGAAUUUGAUAAAAAUGAAAGCCUUCAAAUCAUUACAUUCACGGAAAGAGAUGAACGAGAAUAUUCUUACAUCGAAUAUUCAUUACUUGAAUUAUGUUGUUUUUACGGAGCAGUUGAUUGUUUCAAACUCUUAAGAACGAAGUUUAACUCAGAAAUAACUAAAACAUGCCUAAAUUUUUCAUUUUUAGGAGGAAACAAAGAGAUAAUGAGUGAAUGUCUGAAAUAUCAAACACCAGAUGAAGCAUGCAUGAAAUAUGCAAUUAUUUCACACAACAUUGAUUUUGUUACAUUCUUGAUGAAUGAGUUCAAUAUAGAGAUCGAUUUAUAUUAUUGCGGAAAAUAUAACAACCUUGAAUCAUUUUUAGUUUAUUUCGAUCAAACUAAUGAUGUUAACAAAUGUUUUAUUAAUUCUGCGAGUUUUGAAAUCCCAUCACUUUGUGAAUAUUUUCUUUCACAUGGUGCAAGUAUCAAUGAGAAAGAUAAAAAUGGGCAAACCGCUCUUCAUAAAGCAGCAACUAAUACUAGUAAAGGUAUAAUUGAACUUCUUAUUUCACAUGGUGCAAAUAUCAAUGAAAAAGAUAUAUACGGCGAAACAGCUCUUCAUAAUGCAGCAAUUAAUACUAGUAAAGGUAUAAUCGAACUUCUUAUUUCACAUGGUGCAAAUAUCAAUGAAAAAGAUGUAUACGGCGAAACAGCUCUUCAUAAUGCAGCACGUAAUAAUUGUAAAGAAAAUUCCGAAUUUCUUAUUUCACAUGGUGCAAAUAUUGAUGAAAAAAAUAAUGAUGGAAAUACUCCUCUUCAUCAGGCAGUAUUUUAUAAUUCUAAAGAAACAGUCGAACUUCUUAUUUCACAUGGGGCGAACAUCGAUGAAAAAAAUGUACAUGGACAAACCGCUCUUAUCAACGCCACGUAUUAUAAUAUUCAAGAAAUUGCCCAACUUCUUAUUUUAUAUGGUGCAAAUACCAAUGAAAAAGAUAAUUAUGGAAAUACCGCUUUACAUAAUACAGCAAUUAAUAAUAGUAAAUGGAUAGCCGAGCUUCUUAUUUCACAUGGUGCAAACAUCAGCGAAAAAGAUAAACAUGGAAAUACUGCUCUUCAUUAUGCAGCAUAUAAUAAUAGGAAAGAAAUUGCCGAAUUUCUUAUUUCACAUGGUGCAAAGAUCAAUGAAAAAAAUGAACAUGGAAAAACUGCUCUUCAUAUUGCAGUAAAGUUUAAUAAUAAAGAAAUUGUAGAACUUCUUAAUCAAUAG